GGCAUUUCUACGUCCACGUAUAUGUUUAUUUAUUAACAGUUGAAAGUGGUUUUGUUGUCCAAAAUGACUAGAAAUUGUAUCAUUUUGUUUAUGUUUGUGCUGAUACAGAUAAUUCUUUCAGGUAGGAAUAUAUAGAGCUUCCGAAAUGUAAAUAAUUAAAACAGUUGCAAUGGUUGGAAAUUGGAAUGUCAUGUGAUUAAUAUUAAAAUGGCAUAAUCAUGAUAAUUUUGUUGUGUAAUGACUGUUGCAAGUCAUCUGAUCUGCUACCACGUGCUCGAUCAUGUGUUUCUAUAAAUACCAGAAAAAGAACAGCAAUAAUAACCAAAUCUAUUGCAGUCUAAUAAGUUGAUUAAUUAACUUUAGCACCAACCUUCUGGGCCCCCGACAAGUACGUAAAAUUGCCUGAGACAGGGUAAAAUAAUAAAGUAAGCCUAAGGUGGCAUUAGGGUGCAUUGCAACUUAAUGGGUUAAGUUUCAAUGCACCCUAAUCCACCCUACUUUGUUAUUUUACAGUCUGACUAUCAUACCAGCCAAUUAUAUACACCUUUCAAUAAAUAAAUGGCCUGGGAGCCUCGCUCUCAUGAAUCAGGAGCCAAUCACCUUGCGUAAUUUACUAAUGAGAGCGAGGCUCCAAGACCAAAAAGUAUAUGUGACAUAAUUUUGAAAAGGUGUAUUUUAGUCUUCCAGGGGAAAGUUUGCAUUAGUGGCUUAAGCAAAGAAUUUGCAUCAUUCUUCUUCAUUAUUAUCAUGUUAGUACUGCUGGAUUAUAAAAGGAGGAUCCCAUCUUAUUAUCAACCAUUUUGUUAUAUUCUCCUCACACCUGGUUCUUUCCUGUAUUGUUUUAUUUCCAGAAACUCUGGAAUCUCAACACCAGCCAUGGUCUUAAUCGUAAUGUUGUCUUUAAAUUUAAUAUGGAGGAGUGAUCUGUACCAACAGACCUUUCUUCAAAUCUUGUUAUUAAUCAUACUUCUCACUACUUUAUUCCAUGUACAUUCAAAAUUGUGGACCAUCCAACACAGAACUCUCUUUUAAUUGUACAUAGCAUUAACGUUAAAUUAUUUUAAUAAUUUUAUUUGUAGAAGAAAUUAGGAAUAAGGACUUAGUGUUAGUUCCAUCUGAAAGUACAAAUGAGAAUGAAGAGCAAGAAAGAACAUUAGCAAAUGAUGAUACCAAUUAUGACAUAUUUCAUGCCACAAAUCAAUGGCAAACUAUAAGAGAAGACCAGUCCAUCCCACCUGGCCUCCAUGUCCAGAUUGACUUGACAACCGGAGAAAAACGAGCUAAGUUAAUGGACGAAAAAACAAGUGAUGGAAGUGAAAAUAAUAAAGCACAAAGUUCGCAGUAUCCAACAAAACAAAAAUAUAUAAAGAUUGAUAAAAAUAUCAUCUCAAAACAAAAACUGAAGGAUGCUUUGAAAGAUUUUAAGGAUAAGUUUCACAGUGAAGAUCUGGAUGAUGAGUUACAAACUACACAUGGUAGGGAGUGUUGUCUUUUCCCCUUUGGGCAGUCCUAAAAUUGAGUUUUGAAGAUUUAUAUAGAUAUAAAUUAAGUAUUCAUACAGAGAUUUAAGGCCAAAACAAAACCAAAUUUGGCUCUGAAAACGCAGGAAAUGACCAUUCUAGAUUUGUAAAAUUCAAAAUGUUACGAACGGCCCAAAUAUAGCUAUUCAGGCAUGCAAUAUGUCAUGAGCUCAUCUUUCACAUUGUUGAAAUGGGCAGUUCUCUAUUUUUCUUAGAAUGAGCCCUGGUAACAAAAUGAAUCGAGUAUAUUCAGCAGACUUUGAGUGGAACGCAUUGGUGAACGCAAAUGGAACACAAACGCGCUUGGAACGAAAAUACGCGUUGUUCCAUGUGCGUUUAUUAUACUUUCGCGGUUAUUUCUGUGUGAUAUCACAAGCAGCAUAGUACUUAAUAUGGUAUCUGCUUGCAUCAGUUAUUAUAAUAGUAGAAUAACCUUUUCCAUUAAAAUUUUGAUGGUCUUUUAUAUUCUUUUCUUUAAAAACGGCUUUCCUUGGGUUUGUCUUAUUCCAAAAUCAAUUUAUUUUCAAUUGUCACAAUUACUACUAGAAAAGAACAAAUACAGAAGUAUGGACGAAAUAAAGCAGGAAUUUGAAGGUGCGAACAUUUGGAUGAAAAAAGACAUUGAAAUUAUACAAGAUCUUGUCGCGAAACUGAACAGUAGCGAGAGUGCGAAGUCAGUAAUUCUGGUAGCGCUGGAGGAACUGGAAUAUUUAGUACAUCAAAUUGAUAAUGCAAGAGACUUAGAUGUAAUUGGAGGCUUGGCACUAGUUGUAAAUUUGCUUAAUCAGACUGACAAUGAGAUUCAAAGUCAAGCAGCAUAUGUGAUCGGCUCUGCUGCUCAGAGGUAAUGCACUACUACAGAGAUAAUAGUGUUGACUUCAGGUUGAGAUUAGAGAGGUUCAGAUUCGACUUCCACUACUGCUACCAGUGACCUUGCCAUGGCUUAGUAUGCAUCUGAUUGGUUAACCGGAUAGUUCAAACGUAUCUCAUUGGUAAUGGUCCCUUAAUGGUAGCGGAGUUGGAAUUCAAAUCUGAACCUCUCAAAUGGUAAGCCAUCGACACAUAUGUCACUACUCUAAGUUUAGGUUCUCAUGAGUUUUGCUGUGUCACGUACCAGAGGAUGAUAGCUGCCCCCCAGAGAGCCUGCUCGCAGGUUAGAGGAUGAUGGUUCUUUCUGGGUACAAGAUUGCUCGGUUAUGACCUGGGUUCACAGAUCAUAUCGUUAUAAUGUGUUUAUUUCCUUUAUCCAGCAACCUACCUGUGCAAGUGAGUUUAUUGGAGUCAGGAGCACUUCAGUUGUUAACCAGACUUCUCGUCAAUACUCAAGAUUCACCAUCCACGCGGAAGAAAGCACUGUACGCUUUGUCAGCCAUGUUGAGAUUGUUUCCCAAAGGAACUCAAAAAUUUCUGAAAAUUGGAGGUUUGCCCAUCCUGGCCUCGCUGUUCCAAGAAAACGAGAAUGAGCCGUUAAGGAUUAAGGCGUUGACGCUAUUGGUUGAUUUACUGACAGAACAGAUGGACAGUAUUAAAAAGAAAGCAAAGGAAAUGAGAAUUCAAGACUACGAGAAAGCAGCCUUAAAGUAAGCAGCAAUAAGUAUUUGACUACGUAGUACGUACUCAUUAGUCUGCCGCCAUUAUCAUAGGAAAAAAUUAAAAUAUUACCAAUGGUAAAUAAUUAAACAUAAUAUGGUUUUUACCAAUUUACCAUUUAAGACAUUUAUAAUAACCUAUAACGGUAAGAGUUCAGUUUCUAUAUGGUAAAUCUUUGAAAAGCAUUCAAAACCCAUUUUUCCCUGUGUAUACCGCCCGGCAUGUAGGAAAGCAACAAAUUCCCCCCGCUCCUCUCUGUUGCAGACCAACUUCUGAAUGGUACACACGUAAAAACGCACAAGUUGUCACAAACCUGCAACCGACUUGUACAAAUACUGUUCCUACAACUUGUCAACAGGAUGUGUUCGAACUGGUUGUCCCUAGCUUGUUGCCAAGUUGUCAACGACUUGUUGACAACUUGCUAUACAAGGCUUGUAUUGUCCUGCAAUUCAACGAUUUGUUAACAGGUUGUUUGUCACAACCUUGUAGCAACUUGAUAAAAUAACAGCAUUGUUACAACUUGUUGACAAGCUUGCUACAACCUGUUGCAAAAACAUCUUGUUGAGAAGUUGCUAGAACAGCAUUGUCACAACUUGUUAACAAGCUUGCCACAAGUCUGUUGAGGAGUCAUCUUGUUGACAAGUUGUUGGAACAGCAUCGUCACAACGUGUUAACAAGCUUGUUACGUGUGCAGCCCAUAUUGAUGGUCUUUAGUUGUCCACAUUGCUGUCAUGUUCUUUUCCCAUCACACUGCCCAAUCCAUUACCUCCUCAGACCUGGAAAAAUAGGAUCUCGGGACCUGCUUCUUGGGAUAUUUCUUCUUCCAAAUGCUUCACUCCUGAAAGCCAUGUAUACAUCUAGUGUUCUUGAGUGUAUUUUCAGUGAUUCUCGAAAAUCUAGAAAGUACUCGAUAAAACGAUAUCAUAUAGAUAGAGCAAAUUAAAAUAGUAUAUAAGUUUGGGAUCGGUUGUCCGAAGAUCGGAUAUCGCUAUCCCCUGGAUAGUGAUUUUUUCAGCCGCUGUAAAAAUGCUAAAAUUCUAUGAACGCAAAGGCCACGCAAGCCAUAGAACAAUACAUAGCGCCUGGGUACGAGGCAGUCCAAUGCGGAAUGAAUCCUCAGGUGGCUAAUAAAUUUCGAAAAAUCUUGACGUUAGCAAAACGUUAUUAACCAUCUAUUCUCCAUAUUUUUCCGUAGAGCUCCACUGCUGAAAGCCAUGUAUCAAGAAGGUUGGUGUAAACUAUCAACAACUCUGAUUACCACCACAGACACUGAAACGAAGGAAAAACUUCUGCAAGCAUUUCAAAUUCUCUUACCUGCAUGUCGGGCUGAGUGGAAACAAGAUACGAAACUUAAAGUCGCCCUGAAACUAUGGCGAGAGCAGUGGCGAAGUGAGAUAGAUAGAGAUAAUCAGGACGAUACAGGGUAUUUGGAGACAUUAGUGAAACUAGCUGAUACUGUUGAACAAAAGUGCGCGUAGUCAAUCCGUAUCGUCAGAUGAUGUUGGAAUGCUUAGUGAUGGUGAAACAGCGAGCGCUAUGUGUCCACGAACCGACUCUCUACUGCUCAAUGUGGCUCUAAUUCUUCAGUCAUAAAAAAUGUAACUUUUUAGCCUGCUUUCAAUUUAGUAGUGAGACUCACUCACUUCCCUAUGUUUCUCACUCUUGGAAACAUGGCGAAACAUUGGUAGGAAACAAUGUUUCCUAGUUUGCCCAGGGCUUAAGGGUCUAAUAGACACUUCCCAAAUUUGUUUGAGUUCGCACGAAACAAUAGCUUGAAGUCGAGGCGGACAACUGAUGUACUCUAUUGUGAGAGGCUGUCCACAUGAGCCCGGCUAGCCGUCACGAAUUCCUGACCAUAAAAGAUCGUUCGAAUGAACUUUCUACUGUUACUGAAAGCAAACUGAGCUAAUUCGACUUUGAACUGUCAUUUUGGAUGUUUAUCUGUGAUGAGAGCUUUAUUAAACUAAUCAUCUCGCGGUUAACCGGGCCAGUCCAGCUCCAUGUGAACAGCUCCUAAAUUGCUAUUUUGUGUGUGUUGGUGUUAUGUACUCAGGUGAAUAUGAUGUUUGUGAUGUUACUCUGAGUAUGCAUCCACACCGGGCAAGCUGAAAAGUUAGCUUGGCCACGGUGGGAAUCGAAAGGUCGCGGGUUCGAUAAUCUAACUUUUCAGCUUGCCCGGUGUGGAUGCAUACUCAGAGUAACAUCACAAACAUCAACUCCUAAAUGACUAGUUUUCAUUGACAGCCAACAAAUUCAGAAAGUGUCUAUAGACGAAGGGUCGAAACGUUGAAUUUUUUAUCUCAGAUCAGUUGGGAUCAAAAUGAAGAAACUAUUAAAUAUUUAAACUGCAGUG
Molecule: messenger RNA, 5463 nt
Organism: Paramuricea clavata
Lineage: Eukaryota; Metazoa; Cnidaria; Anthozoa; Malacalcyonacea; Plexauridae
Source: the annotation of a GenBank genome assembly